Aspergillus chevalieri is the source of this 3747-nucleotide messenger RNA. RefSeq lists its product as uncharacterized. The coding region runs from base 1 to 3747 and encodes 1248 amino acids. The transcript is spliced from 4 exons. NCBI's taxonomy places the organism in Eukaryota, Fungi, Ascomycota, Eurotiomycetes, Eurotiales, Aspergillaceae. The record is from RefSeq and is a predicted model, not a curated record.
AUGGACGCCUAUCCCGACGACUAUGUCUCCCAUAACCUUCCCUUCAUUCUGCUAUCCGGGCUCGAAGCGAAACUCAAGGAUGAGCCCGAAUCGGUCGACUACCCCCUUCUUCGCGAGAAGGGCUUGAAGAUAUGCUCGGAUUUCCCACCAGUGACCGGUAUGACUGCGGAGGAGCUGCGGAGGGUACUCUUGGAUGAGAAUGCGACACGGAUUCCAUGGAACCUCAGAGACGAUAAUCAUGAGAGGCUUCUCGGAGCUGGAUAUAAAGUCAAGAGCAUUGGACGGUCCUAUACACUUCCCCCGCGCAAAGCAGAUCCCCCGCCGGUAUCUCCCCCUACCAGCCCUUCAAGCGGACAACAAAAUGAUAUACUGCGCGUACCAUCUUUUGUCCUUCACUCUCCAAUAUCUCCGUUAACACCAAGCUCCCCAACAUUCCCGGACGGGCUGGUACCUCCGCUAUGGGUCACGAAACAUCAGAGCCUCGUUCCCGCCGCCGUGAUCAAUUUCUUUCCCUUCUCGCUGGACCCGAACAUGAAUUCGCUUCGCGAUAACCAGCUCAAAAUAGAGAUAAACGGAUUGAAGAAAGAAUGGCAAUCAUCUGGUUACAAGACUAGAUUCAUGGUUGUUCUUCUGUCUGAAGAAGGUGAUGAAAAUAACAUUGGAGACACAGACGACCGGAUAGCUAGUAUUCGGCGAGCGACCAACUUGGAUCCAAAGUCAAUCUUUCUUCUUCCCCCAGAUGCUACAUCUGGAGAAUUACAGGAGUUCACCAAGUCCCUGUUCACUUUGAUACAGCCGUCUGUGGCGGAGUACUACCGGGACCUGUCGAAACAUGCACGGCGUAAACGGAAUAGGAGCAGCAUCCCCCCACCCACAGCACCGCCAACCAGCGGGACGUCUCAGACUUUGUCACUACAGGGCUGGCAUGUCCGUUACGAGUUCAAACUAGGAAUUUUCGCUGAAUUCCGGCAAGAGAUGGAUGCGGCCCUGAGGAAUUAUGAAAGCGCGUACGAGACUCUGUUUGGGCAAGAAGUUUUUGAAACCAUUGCAGGCUGGAACCCGCGGUUUAACCAUGCGCGCCUUCUGGCUGAUUCACUUGCAAUCCGCAUCAUUCGCUGUCUGCUUUGGGCGGGCCAAACCGCCGCAGCGGUGCGGUCAUGGGUCAGCCACAGGGAUCGCACGCAGGAUAUAGUUAAUCGACGGGGCAAAGGGUCGAGAAACUAUGGAUGGGAAGCCUGGGAGUCUAGGUGGUCAAUGGUCAUGGCGGACCUCGUUCGCCGCGCGGAAAUCUCCCCCCAGGAACAAUACCUCGCGCUUGCGUCGCAUGAAAAACCAACUUUUACGGGAGAUGGCCUCUACCCAUGGGAGCAACUUCACCAUGAAGGUUAUUGGCUAUACCGCUCUGCAAAGCAUGCAAUGAAACGACGAGCUCUAGCGCAGCAAAUUCCGGACGAAGACCGAAUGCCCCCGGGACAAUCACCCGCUUCACAGAUUGCGAGCAAAUCUUAUCUAUAUGACACAUACUUGGCCCCCGAGACACAUGUGGAAGCACCUCUAUCGGGAUCCAAGGGAUUUGACCAUUCGUCAUUGAUCCUGAGCAUCUUGAAAGCCGCCCUGGAGGAAUUCGCGAAGCGCAACCAAACACGAAAAGUGGAAAGCCUUUGUCUAGAAAUUGCGGAAGAAUACGUACAGAUUGGUUCGUGGUCUGACGGCUUAAAUAUUCUGCGGCCGCUGUGGUCGACUCUCAGCUGGCGGGGUUCUGGCUGGUGGCCGCUUAUGGAAAGGUUUGGAUCGGCUUUGAGGGAAUGUGCCUUACAAAUGGGCGACGGUGAAAUGGUUAUUCGAGUCGACUGGGAGCUACUUAGCAAAGCAUUUCACCAUCGGCCAUCCUGGCACUACGAUAUCCAUAGGAGUCUUGAAGGAAUUUCGGAUAAGCCAAAACCUUCCGUUGUUCUACGAGCCGAGGACGUUCUGUCGAGUAUCACUGCGUGCCUGAUUUUUGAAAAGAGCGAAGGGAAUGUCGGCGAGUCUCUACAAGCCCAGCUUGUUAUCUCUUCAUUUGCCCAUUCGUCCGCCGCUCCUAUAAGGCUCUCAGAUGUUAAGAUAGGUUUUGAAGGCUGUCUUCGUCCAAUCAAAGUUCAGUCUGAUAACAACGCUGAACCUGAUAUCACUACUCCGUGCACUAUAGAGUCGAUCUCUCUUCGGGAGGCUAGCAUGUCGACUGUUCCCUCUACUGCCCAGUCUCCCAACAGCGGCCCAGCAACGCUGAAGGGGAUUGCCGACUUGACUAUUGGACCUUUACAAACCAAAGUCGUUAAUUUGACAUGCAUCCCCCGGGAGGCUGGCGAGGCCAGAGUAGCCUCAAUUACAAUGUCUAUCGAGGAGGGAAAAUUUGACCUCUCAUAUUUUAUCACGGAUCAGAGCCAACGCGAAUUCUCCUGGUGGCAGCAAACACCCAAGGGAGUAUCGAAACGAAGAGUAGGGAAGGGUCGGGAUGUUAAUCGAUGUAGAAUCAAGCGCAAGCCACCCAAAAUACGGAUUACAACACCUAACCUGAGGAAUAUCUACUAUACCAACGAACGAAUUAUCCUGACCAUUGGCAUCCACAACGACGAAGAAGAAGACGCCGACGUGUCAGCCGAGACGAGGUUAUUCGGCCGCCCAGAGUCUCUGGCAAGGCUUCAAUGGGCGGACGGAGAAAACAACUCAGGCAAGCAGGACACAGAAGACAACUCUACUGACGAAAAUGAUCGUCACUUCAUCAAGAGACCAGUCGGUAUCAUGGAGCAUUCAUCAAAGAAGGAGUUGUCGUUAGUAUUGACAGACACUAAUGAUGCCUCGGACUAUCAGCUGGAAAUAUCGGCUGUGUAUCACCUUUUGUCCGAUGUUCAGACCCCCAUUAUUAAAACAGAGACUGUGGGCUUGUCUAUUAUCAGGCCCUUUGAGGCGAAUUAUGAAUUCCUUCCGCGCCUUCAUCCCCACCCAUGGCCUGACUUUUUCCACGUUGAUGAUGAACUGCUUGAGGAUGGGCCCAUAUCGAAGCCUCGGGGUCUGCACCAGAAAUGGUGCCUUGAUACCAAGAUUGUCUCCUUUGCUUUGGAGCCGUUGAUCAUCGACAAGGUGUCUGUGGUGUUGCUUAGUGCUGGCGGCGGGACCGCCUGUAACAUCGGCUCUGAGACCAUCGCUGGCCCAGAGAGGACAUCAGAGAUAGCUCCUGAGGAACUUCGAGAGUCUCAGUUCGUUUUAGACGUGCAGAAAUUCAUAUUGGGCGACCGACGGCCGACAGCGCUCAAUCUCGCAUUGGAGAUUCACUGGCGUAGGCGGGGUUCUGCAGACGACGUCGACCAAGCUGCCACUGUCUCUACCCUAGAUAUUCCUCGCUUCGUUGCACCAGCCGGUGAGCCGCGAGUGCUGGCUUCAGCAAUUACAUCUAGUACUCUGUCCGGGCUGGUUCACAUGGACUACGUACUGGAAAACCCGUCAACGCACUUCCUCACGUUCAACCUGACCAUGGAAGCCAGCGAACAAUUCGCGUUUAGCGGUGCGAAGACGACCGUGGUUCAACUGGCACCGCUGAGCAGACACACAGUACGGUACAAUCUGCUGGCGGUUCAACGGGGAUUAUGGAUUGCACCAACGCUCGUUGUAUUAGAUACUUAUUUCAACAAGAUACUGCGGGUCCUUCCCACAGAUGAAAUGAGGUCGGACAAGAAAGGAAUCCUGGUUUGGGUGGAUGCGGAUGACUAG